Aplosporella prunicola CBS 121167 is the source of this 4225-nucleotide messenger RNA. RefSeq lists its product as uncharacterized. The record is from RefSeq and is a predicted model, not a curated record. Gene Ontology annotation, biological process: double-strand break repair via synthesis-dependent strand annealing; interstrand cross-link repair; replication fork reversal. The transcript is spliced from 3 exons. Gene Ontology annotation, molecular function: four-way junction DNA binding; hydrolase activity; 3'-5' DNA helicase activity. NCBI's taxonomy places the organism in Eukaryota, Fungi, Ascomycota, Dothideomycetes, Botryosphaeriales, Aplosporellaceae. The coding region runs from base 108 to 4208 and encodes 1366 amino acids.
CCACCGCACACUACUAGACAUACUACUUACUGAAACCAGAUCCCGAGGCCGAUUCUCCGCGCCAUCUGCCAUUUUUCCGAAACCGAAGGCCUUCGUGCUAGAGUAGCAUGCCGCCUCGGAAACGCAUCGUCACCGUUCCAAGCAGCAGCGAUGCGGAGGUCCCAAUUCCCUGGUCGCCCAGCCCGGAGCGUGAGCCUCAGCCCAAACCCGUGGCAAAGCGCAAGCGAAACACGCGUAAAAAUGCGGAGGACAACGACGAGGGCUCUCCUAAGAAGCGUAAGCGCGUCUCGCGCAAAACUCCGGUGGAUCAAGACGAGGCUGCAAAGAAACCCAAACGGAACUCUCGCAAACGCCUAGACCCAAACCAAGAAGAGCUGGAUUUCUUGGCAGAGGAAAAGAAGAAAUCAAAAUAUCGUAUUCACGAGCCCGAUCGGGCUGCGGCUUUGGACGACAUGUUCUUAACUCAGCUGCCACAGGAUGAGUCGCCUCCAUGGAAAAUACGCGGUCCCGUGUGGCAAAAGCAAAAAAGCCAAUCGCGACCUCCUCCGCCUCCCGUCUUCCAAAAACCACCGCCGAAACCCUCAACAAAGCCUUCAAGACCUUAUUACGUUGAAAAAUCACCGUCUGGGCCGCCUGUGCCUUCAAAUCAAUCAUUUGGUUCCACAUCUUUCAGUAAGCCGCCACCCAAGCCUCCAGCGACAACGGCGCAUCUCCAGGAAGAACCCAGAUCGCCAGCGAAACCUAUAAAUGGCAUAGCUAGGCUGCCUUUUUUAUACAGUUCACCAAUCAGCCCUUUCAAGGACGAAGCAAACAGCAUCGUUUUUAAUAGUUCCCCUCCUAGCCCUCAGGUUUCUGUCCGCAGUGGGACCGUAUCCCACAACAUUAUCUUGUCUCCUAAGAAUAAGUCAAACGACAUUGAAAAAGAUGUCUUUGUAGAUGAAGCUGUGCCUUCUUCUUUACCAAAGCGACCAAAACCAGUGCAAGAUAUCCCUGUCGUCGAGAUUGACGACGACGACUUUGAUGACAGUGUCAUGUUUACUCCUCCAUGCGCGAAACCAGAACAAACAAAAAAUCCCCCGGUGCGGGGUAAUGCUGCGGAUAAGCUCGUUCCAAAUGGUGUAACGGACCUUAUAGACGAUUCCUUUGGAGACUUUUUGGAAGAUGGCAUUGAAGAUUUUCUCCCAUCGGUAGCUCUAAAUCAUCCGGCCAAUGGUUGGCCAACGGGUGACGCCCCUCCUUUGCGGAACACUCCAACCUAUGACGUUGAGAAAGAACUAGCAGAUCUUCCCUCAGACGCCUUUUCAUCAUCCAUGUCUUCAUCAUCCCAAAAUAGAUUGGAGGAUGGCGCGGUCGACGACCGUUGUAUCUCGCCACAAACUGACGUUGUGCAAUCGAGGCCGCAGGCCCUUGCCGCGCCGCUUACCGGGCUUCGGCAAACCACGCUUUUUGGGAAUGCAGGUGCACCAAUUGCAUCGUCUCAGGUUAAUAAACGCCACAACUGGCCGCUAGCUAACCGGGAAGAACCCCCGACUCAUCACAAACUAGAUCUCGAAGCUAUGAAAACCUGGGUGUACCCCACAAACCUUGGCAUUAUACGAGAUUAUCAGUAUAACAUUGUCCACCGUGGUCUCUUCCAUAACCUCCUUGUUGCUCUCCCCACGGGCCUUGGAAAGACGUUCAUUGCCGCUACCAUCAUGCUCAAUUGGUUUCGGUGGACGAAAGAUGCACAAAUUGUCUUCGUCGCUCCGACAAGGCCUUUAGUAGAGCAGCAGGUUGAGGCCUGCCUUGGCAUUGCUGGAAUCCCUCGGAGAGAAACGGUAAUGCUGACGGGCGAGGUAUCACCUGCGAUACGAGCAGAAGAAUGGGCAAGUAAACGCGUCUUCUUCAUGACGCCGCAGACCAUAAUAAAUGAUCUCAAGACUGGCUACUGCGAUCCGAAGAAGAUUGUACUUCUCGUCGUUGACGAAGCCCAUAGAGCAACGGGAGCCUAUUCUUAUGUUGAGGUUGUCAAGUUCAUGAGACGUUUUAACAAUAGUUUCAGGGUAUUAGCUCUCACUGCUACUCCGGGUGCGGACGUUGAGACAGUUCAAAAAGUCAUCGACAACAUGGAAAUCUCCAAAGUCGAAAUACGGACAGAAAAUUCUCUCGACAUACAGCCAUUCAUCCACAAGAGAAGCAUCGAAACCAAGGUUUUCCGCAACAACAAGGAUAUGCUCAUUUGCAUGGAUCUCUUCACUAGGGCAGUGCAACCUGUUCUGGAUAGGCUGAACCAGCAAAAUGCAUAUUGGGCCAGAGAUCCCAUGAAGCUCAGUAACUACGGCGUCAGUCAGUCCAGGACCAAAUGGUUUCAAUCUGAUGCUGGGCGCAAGGCGUCUCAACCCUUGAAAGGCAUGGUCGUGGCACUGUUCGCAGCUCUGCAGGGUCUGUGCCACGGAGUCGAUCUGCUCAAGUACCACAGUAUACGACCCUUCUACCAGGCGCUCAUCGAUUACAAGAACAAUGCCAGCAAGAAGUACCAACGCGAGAUCUCUGACAGCCCACACUUCGAGAAGUUAUUGAGUACGUUGCGUGAACGGACUGCAAAUCCGGAUUACAUGGGCCAUCCAAAAUUGGAAUGCCUUCGACAGGUGAUCCUCAACCAUUUCAUGGAUGCCGGUGAGACUGGGCCGCCGCGCGAAGGGCACGAUUCACAUACGAGAAUUAUGGUUUUUGCGCAGUGGAGAGAUAGUGCGGAAGAGAUUUGCAGAGUACUAAAGCUGAACGAGCCGAUGGUUCGACCGCAUGUCUUUGUCGGCCAAGCAGCGACGAAGAAAUCAGAAGGUAUGGUCCAGAAACGCCAGAAGGAAGUCGUGGAGCAAUUUAAGACGGGUGUCUACAACACAUUGGUGGCGACAUCAAUCGGCGAAGAAGGACUCGACAUCGGCGAGGUCGAUCUCAUUGUUUGCUACGAUCAAGGAGCAUCUCCCAUCCGCAUGUUGCAACGCAUGGGUCGUACGGGGCGAAAGCGUCAGGGCAAAAUUGUGCAGUUGCACAUGGAAGGAAAAGAACAGACUGACUCCGAGAAAUCGUGGGACUCCUACAAGAGGAUGCAAGAAAAAAUUGCCAGCGGAGACGAGUUCAACUUUCACGACGACCUCGCACGGAGAAUUGUGCCAAAGGAGAUCCAGCCGGUGGUGGACAAAAGGUUCAUUGAGAUUCCGAUUGAGAACACGCAGUUGGAUUCCGUUGAACCAAAAAGGCGAAAGGCUGCCAAGCGGCCGCCGAAAAAGUUCCACAUGCCGGAUGGAGUCCGCACGGGCUUCACAUCAGCAUUGCGGAUGGGCGAUGACGAUGAUGAUGCGGCAGAAGGUCGACCUCGCGCAAGGACGAAAGCGAAGAAAGCGGAUCCUGGGAACGAACCGGUACCUAUAGUGACACUGGAGGAGGUGACGCUCAGUAAAAAAGAAUUGAGCAAACUCGAGCGGCUAUAUCAAAACAUCCUCGACACCGACGAUGAUAAAGAGAUUACAACUCCAUUGUUGCAUAAACACCCCGAGCGUCAACGGCGAAAGGGCAAGACGAGGUACUUGGCCGGCCACGGUAGGCUCACAAAAGCGUUCAUCUGUAUGGUUAACCGCAUGCACGAUGUGGACGAGGCUCGCGUAAACGAGUUUAGAAGCAAUGUGCACAUGUCCGACAUUGAAGACGGCGCAUCAGCAGACGACCUGUCUGAAGCCGGCAUGGAAGACAUUGAAGAGGAAGCAGAGGCAUUCUAUGAGACGCCAGCACACUCUCGGUUCCGCGUAGACAUGGUAGGCGAGGGAGAGGAGAGUAGCCCGCCGCCCACAGACCCGCGGAUGCGCAUCCGCUCUCAGGGCAUCACGCUCGGGACAUCGGACACGGAGGGCGAAGACGAGAUGGAGGACUACCGGCUCGACUCGGAACUCGCGGACUUCAUUGUCGACGACGAGGAGCAGACACGGGCGCCGAGCUCAUCACUGCCGUCAAUCCAGUACAGCUCGAGGAAACCGUCUCGGCUUUCUAAGGUGCAGCGAGUGGAGUCUGACUCGGACGAUGAUGAUGAGCUGCCAGACAUUAGUUCGCUGGUACAACGGAAGAAGAGCCCGGUUGGGCGAGAGACGGUGGUUGUGGAUAGCGAUGAAGCAGAGACGACACGGCGGCAGCAGAAGAGGCGACGUAUGGUAGUUUCAGACAGCGAGAGCGAAUGACAAACUCAUGAUUGGGG